Messenger RNA from Hypoxylon trugodes, 2176 nucleotides. RefSeq names its product Ran1-like protein kinase. The transcript has a single exon. Gene Ontology annotation, biological process: protein phosphorylation; intracellular signal transduction. Bases 393 to 1985 code for a protein of 530 amino acids. The record is from RefSeq and is a predicted model, not a curated record. Gene Ontology annotation, molecular function: ATP binding; protein serine/threonine kinase activity. Lineage: Eukaryota; Fungi; Ascomycota; Sordariomycetes; Xylariales; Hypoxylaceae.
UUAGCAGAAGCUAUUCGACCUUCCAACCUUCUCACCACAAUUCCCUCUUGGAACCUCGACAUUGUCGCCGCUAUCGUCGCCAUUCAACGCUCCCUUAUUCUAACUUACUCUUGGCCAUCGACAUCCGGCCUACCUACUUGGCGACACCAUUAUCUUAAUUCCAUGGCCCGUUGACUCGACGCCAUUCUACAAAAAUACGACCCAGGGAGAAACAUAUUAUUCAGCCCAAGGACAUUCCGAGGAUUUUUAACUUCCAGGACGUUGCAUUUGGUUUGAGGAUUUUACCUCCCCGUAGAGAAGGCCGUUUUCUCUUAAUUCCUUUCCUUAUCUCUGUUGCCGUUUAGUUCCAGUCCCGGAUUUUCCAGGAAAGGACCUGUAGUUCGUCGCAUAACAUGCAUAAUGUGGCAGCGUACGGAUAUCCCACGCCUCCGGCAUCACCAUCUUACGACAACACCAAGUGUGCCUUCCAACAACCACCGCUAGCAGUACCUCCGGUUUGCGCCCCACGAUUCACCCCAGUUACUCCGGAGGAGAGGCUAGGAAAGUUCCUUGGUGAGAGCCUGCAGUUAAUAGGAAUCAUUGGAACCGGUGCCUAUGGCGUGGUCUACCUCGCCGUCGAUGUCAAGACUGGAGUCCGGUACGCAGUAAAGACACUCAGCAAAUUCAACGCAGAUGGAUCUCCAUUGGAUCGACGACAAAUCGCCUUUCAACACCGGGAAUUACGUUUACACUAUCUAGCUUCAGCACACCCCAACGUGGUUUCCAUGCACAAGAUUGUUGACGACCCGGAUUGCAUUUAUGUUGUCCUGGAGUACUGCCCGGAAGGUGAUCUGUUCCUCAAUAUCACAGAAAGAGGACAGUAUGUGGGUAAGGAUGAUUUGGCCAAGAGUGUAUUCCUUCAAAUCCUGGACGCCGUUGAGCAUUGCCAUAACCUGGGUAUCUACCACCGCGACCUCAAGCCGGAGAACAUUUUAGUUUCGAACCGGGGAGACACGGUCAAGUUGGCAGACUUCGGCUUGGCAACUUCAUCAGACAGGUCCGAAGACUACGGAUGCGGAUCGACGUUUUACAUGUCACCAGGUAGGACUCCGUCUUGGGACCCUUCACACUGUGGGGAUAUACUAACUAGAUUCUUUUUCACCUUUGCAGAAUGCUUGGACCCUUCAUCCCGGAGGCCAUUCUACUAUUGCGCUCCAAAUGAUGUAUGGAGCCUUGGUGUUAUCCUGGUGAACUUGACCUGCGGCCGUAACCCAUGGAAGCAGGCCUCUUUUGAAGAUUCCACAUAUCGUGCCUUUACAAGGACUCCGGAUUUCUUACGGUCCAUCUUGCCAUUGUCGGAUGACCUCAACAACAUUCUAGGGCGAAUCUUCACCCGCAACCCAGACCACAGAAUUACGUUACCAGAGCUUAGGAACAGUAUCCUCGCCUGUUCCAGAUUUACGAUUACACCUACGGCGACUGCCCCCCAGGCAUUGCCAACACCGCCCACUUCGCCUGGGCCCAUCGAAUACGUUGAUAGUGAAGACGCCAUUGUCGAGGAUUUGGGUUACGACUCGCCACCUUCGCCCGCGGCUUCCGACUCCGACACGGAGUCCACAUGUUCAUCCGACGAUGGAUCUCUUAUCUCUAGUUGUUCGACCAUCGACGACCUUGAUGAGGACGAUUAUGUCAUCCCAGAUGACGAAAUUCCACCGGCUCAGGAUCCUCAGAUGUAUGAUUCACAGGAACCUAAAGUUUUGUUCCCACAGGAAUUUGUUCCACAAUACCCAGGACCAGCUGUCGAGGCUUGCCAGCCUUGUCAACCUUGCCAACCCUGCCCAGUUCAGGUUCCCGUACCGGCCAGUUGUGCACCAACCAAAUUCGCCUUCCCAUAUUUCUGGGAGGUGGUUAAUAGGUACACACAACCACAACCCAUACAUCAUCACCACUCUAUUCCUUUCCAUCCACAGGUUCCCCUUUUCUCCAACUUCCAGGGCUGCUAUUAGCUACACUGAUUUAUGUGUAACUGUCCUUCAACGUUGAAGGCGCUUCCACUCAAGGUCACGUUGCUUCUAUACUACAUUCCUGGAUAUAGGCCAUAGGGAGUAUUAUGCCGUGGAUGACUCAAAUUCCGGAUCUGGAUCAGACCACCAAGGAUUUACUUCGACAAAAAACAGUUUCAACUUGAUAUUACGUU